AUGGUUCGUCCAACAAAAACGAAAUUAUUAAAAUCGAUCUGUAAACAGGCCGAAUUAACUCAUGCUCGUUUUCGUGGUUCAUCAUCGACAAAUAAAAUUAAUCAAACAGAUAAAAAUUUAUCAUUUAUAAUUAAAACUGGAGAAAAAUUUCGAAAAAAACUAGCACAAUUAAGUGUCGGAACAAGGCUAUCGUCAAUUAAAAAAGAAUGGAUUAUUGUCAAACAAGUUGAACUAUCGAAACUACGUGAACAAUGUUUAUGUGGACGACCAAAUUUAAAAUUUGUUGCAUACUUAAAAAAUACAGUAAGUAACAAGGAAAUCACAGCAGGCAAUUGCUGCUUAUUAACAUUUAAACGAUAAACGUACACUCUAAAAAAAAUCGGUUUUUUACCGAACCCCCAAAAAAGGUUCCGGAGAUGUCUAAAAGCAUCCAAAGAUGUCCAAAGUCUCAAAAAAAAAGGAUAAAAAAAUCUACGAAACCUUUAAAGGUUCUUACCGUGUACCGAGGAUAAGAACCUUUUGCUGCGAAACCUUUUUUUAAGUUCCGUACAGCAGAAAAAGGUUUCGUAGGAAAAUACGAAACC
Molecule: messenger RNA, 584 nt
Organism: Rotaria sordida
Lineage: Eukaryota; Metazoa; Rotifera; Eurotatoria; Philodinida; Philodinidae
Source: the annotation of a GenBank genome assembly